Messenger RNA from Myripristis murdjan (pinecone soldierfish), 4072 nucleotides. It is a transcript of the gene ttbk2b, whose product is annotated as tau tubulin kinase 2b. The record is from RefSeq and is a predicted model, not a curated record. The transcript is spliced from 15 exons. NCBI's taxonomy places the organism in Eukaryota, Metazoa, Chordata, Actinopteri, Holocentriformes, Holocentridae. Gene Ontology annotation, biological process: protein phosphorylation. Bases 298 to 3219 code for a protein of 973 amino acids. Gene Ontology annotation, molecular function: ATP binding; protein kinase activity.
GGAGCGGCGAGCCCGUGACGUCACUGCUGCUGCUGCGAGAGCGAGCGGGGCAUCAUUCUCCUUCUGUUAGCUAGCUAACUUUAGCCAGCGUUAGCUAUGUUCCACCACCGCCACCCUGUUUUAAAAACAAAUGUUCACAUGGAAUGACUUGGAAAAAAACAGAUUGGCAUAAUGGAGAUUCGCAUUAGCUGAAUGUCUGGUUUUGGUACACCGUCUCGGAUCGGAAUGGUGCAAGCGAGCACGUGAGAGGCCUGCGUCACUGAUGCCAGGUGCAGGCUGUAGCUGAGAGCUCUCAGGAUGAGUGGGGCUGGAGAGCAGACAGACAUCCUGUCAGUGACAGACGUGGUCAGAGAGAGAUGGAGAGUGGUGAAGAAGAUAGGCGGGGGUGGGUUUGGGGAGAUCUAUGAGGUUUUUGAUCAGCUGAGCCAAGCCAAUGUGGCACUGAAGGUGGAGUCUGCACAGCAACCCAAACAGGUCCUGAAGAUGGAGGUGGCUGUGCUGAAGAAGCUUCAAGGUAAAGACCACGUGUGUCGGUUCGUGGGCUGUGGCCGUAAUGAUCGCUUCAACUACGUGGUGAUGGAACUCCAGGGGAGGAAUCUGGCUGAUUUACGCAGAACCAUGACCCGAGGCACCUUCUCUGUCUCCACCACUUUGAGGCUUGGCAGGCAGAUUCUGGAGGCCAUUGAAAGCAUCCACUCUGUUGGCUUCCUGCACCGUGACAUCAAGCCAUCCAACUUUGCAAUGGGAAGACUAGCCAGUACCUGCAGAUGCUGCUACAUGCUUGAUUUCGGCUUGGCCCGUCAGUUUACCAACUCCUGCCAGGAAGUCCGGCCACCUCGUCCUGUGGCAGGUUUCCGAGGAACCGUGCGGUAUGCUUCAGUCAAUGCGCAUAAGAAUAAGGAAAUGGGUCGCCAUGAUGACCUCUGGUCUCUCUUCUACAUGCUGGUUGAAUUCAUGGUUGGCCAGUUACCCUGGAGGAAAGUCAAAGACAAAGAGCAAGUGGGAAAUCUAAAAGAAACAUAUGACCAUCGGCUCAUGUUAAAGCACCUUCCAUCAGAGUUUAGUGCUUUCCUGGAUCACAUCUUGACCUUGGACUACUUUACUAAGCCUGACUAUCAGCUCCUGAUGUCAGUGUUUGAGAACGCUAUGAAGAGCCACAACGUGCUGGAGAAUGACCCUUAUGACUGGGAGAAAUGUGAUUCAGAGGAUUUGCUGACCAUCACUGCCGCAGCAACCACUGCUCAGCAGCUGACCCGCCUCACGCCAGCAUACAUGGGCAUGGCCAAUGCUUCAGUGUUGCCAGGCGAGCUGCAGAGGGAGAACACCGAGGACGUCCUGCAAGGGGAACGCCUUAGCGACGCCGACAACUGCCCCCCCAUUCCCACGCCGACUGCCCAGGGAGGCGACGUGUGGGAGGAGAUGGAUCGCAACCGAAACCACAAACAGUCUCAGCCUCUCAUCAGGAAGGUGGUGAGUGAGGAUGAGCACAGUCAAAACCAGGGGAACCAGAGCCCCAACACAGGCUCCAUGCAGAGUUCUCCCAGACGGGUGCGAUCAGAGACCAUGUUCUUGGAUCGUGCCGCACCGCUGCUCCGGAGGAUAAGACACAGUCAGAGCUUGGCGUUUGAGAAGAGACUUGCGCCAGAACCCAAACCUACCAUCGAACGUUUCCUGGAGGCCUACCUAGGCAAGCAGCGCCCUGUCCUCUCCCAGCUCGGGGAGAAAUCCAUCCCUGAGAGGGGACAUGGGCAGCAGACACCUCCCUGUGAUGAGGAGCACACAGGCACAGCAACGCCAGACCAGGAGGAAGGUGCAGCAAGCAGUGGCUUUGUGGCCGUAAACCUCAGUCCUGUCCCACAGGAGGGGGACUCCCAGGAGUGGGUGAUGCUGGAACUAGAGCAAGGGAGCGGGUCUGGUUCUGGAGCCACCAAGCCUCCAGCAGAAGCUCUUCAUGAGGACAAGCCAGGUGUCCAUGCCCCCACCGAAACUGAGAGCCAUUCCUCUGAUCCUCAAGAUGGCCAGCCUACAGCAGUUCCUAGCAGCCCUGUCCUGUCCCAGAUGGCCAUGCCUGGCACAUGGUUACUGGGCCACAGGAGACUGCCCGGGAUGUUGGGGCAGAUGCCCUCAGUCAUCCAAAUGAGUAGACCCCAGAUGGACCAGUCCUUCAGCUGUGCUCCACAGUCUCCUGUGCAGGACAAAAGUGAUGCAAUACCGCUAGAGGCCCCAUCUGUCAAACCUGAUGAACCCUCUGAAGAAAUCUUAAAGGAUGAAGGGAAGUUGGAGUUAGCUUCAGUGCCAAACCUGGUCAAAGGCCCCACUGCUCACCUGACCAGCGACAGAGAUCCAGAAAGUGAUUCGGGGCUGCCCGAUCGUUCCUCUGAGCCGAACCAGCAGCCUCAAGGUGACACUGGUGGAGGGGCUGUGGAGAGUGCCGGCACCGUCUCCUCCUCCCCACCCCCAGCUCUGCUCAGGCGAAGAGACUCUCCCUCCUCCCCGAGGCUGAGUCGAAUCCCUGUCAGAGACCCCAGCGCUCUCCUGGACUCGCCUAGCAGGGACCCCGUCAUGGACAGGCGUCAUCGCUGGAGCAGCCCCGUCCCUGGCUCACCUACCCACUCCCCCUCUCCGUCUUUAUCAUGUGACAACCUGCCUUGUGCUUUGCCCCGGGACAGGCUCUGCUCAGAACGAGGCUCCAAGUCAGAGUGGCUCGGAGAAGACCCUCUCUCUCUGUCCUCCUCGUCAGGCAGUAAGAGUAAGAUCCCGCGUCCUGUGAGCACCACCCUGGUCCCGGAGCAGCUCACGAGCAGAUUUCUGCCUCGACCGCCUCCUGGGAAACCCCCUAUCCGCCCCUGUGUGGACAACAGACGGCGGCGGUUCAGGGUCCGGGCCAGCAGCACCAGUGACGCAGACUUCCUGGCUAGCCUGACCCAGCUGAUGCAGGACCGCGGCGGCAUGCUCUUCAGCCCUCCCCCCCGGCCUCGCAGCUCCUCCUCCUCCCUGCAGCGCUCACUAAGUUCUUCCCCGUCUCGCCAGGAGCUUUGCGAGGGCGGGGCAUUCCUGGGACGCAGCCGCUCUCCGACUAGCUUCUCCGGGUCCCCGCCUCCUCGGCAUCCUCACCCACAAGAAAGGUCCGGUGGGCAGGGUCAGUGGGCGUCCGGCCAGAGCCCCAGAGGGCGCUUCCUCAGCCAUGAGGGCAAAGGGUCUGGAAAAGUGAGCCGAUGACUGUAUUGAUGCAAACAACUGAACCUGGUGGUGUCUGAUCUCGACCCUGAAAGCAUGUGUAAAUAUGGUAUUUACUCAAGGGAAUGUACUGUAUGUAAUGUAAAAUGUAUGAUAAAUUGUAUUUAUUUAUUUAUGCGUUUGUUGGAUGUGUCUCUCGAAGUACUUGACAAUGUGGCUUGAUACUUGCAGUUGAAACGAAAAGGUUUGGAAGCCUUGAGAUUGCCAACUCUUACCUCCCAUCUCACUCCUCUCUUAACACUCCAUUAUAGGCCUAUUAUGAGACCAAAAAGAUAUGUACUGUUUAAUACUUGAGGGAUGUAAAAAAGGUGAUAAAUGUAGAUAUGUACUAUUAGGAAAAUAGUAUAUGCUGAAAACAACCAUGUACUCACACUAUAAAUAGUAAGUCGCACUACAAGUAGUAUACCAUCAUCAGCAUUAGUAUGCAGGACCAGGGCAUGCAGUCCCACAUUGACCUCAUUCCUAUAAAACUGCUAGAUUAAAUAUAGUAUGUAACAAUGAAUUAAACAUUUCGGCAUAUCACAGUGUAUUAGUAUGCUUUUCUUUGCUAGCAAAGACUUAUGUCAUGCAAAAACGUCAGGAUGUUGGAAUGUAAAUGCACUCAUACUUAAGUAUUGUAAUAGUGCAUGAAUAUCAUUGCAAACUACUUAUGUUUGUUUCUGUUUGUUUGUUUGUUUUUUUAAGUCAUUUGUACAGUCAGCUAAAACAAAAAUGUAUUUUUAUUGAACUGGUUCAGAUCAAAAUACAUUAUCAUGUAGACCAGCAAAGAUGUCCAUUUUUGUUUCAUAAAACUGCUGAAAAGGAAAGAGCCGAUAAAACAAAAACCUGAAUUAUU